Molecule: messenger RNA, 1987 nt
Organism: Pogona vitticeps (central bearded dragon)
Lineage: Eukaryota; Metazoa; Chordata; Lepidosauria; Squamata; Agamidae
Gene: PCOLCE2
Product: procollagen C-endopeptidase enhancer 2
Molecular function (GO): collagen binding; peptidase activator activity; protein binding
Source: RefSeq, a predicted model, not a curated record
UUACAGGAGGGUGCAACUCCGCAGCCGCAAGCCUUCGGCCACUCAACGGCUCGCCUGUGCAGCCGCGCCAGGGGCUGACGGUCCGCCUCAAGAGCUCUCUAUUCCAUCACGAGGCGGAGGCCGAGACCGGCGCGCUAUUCUCUCCUCCCCUUGCCUCCGGGAACAAAUGGGAUAUUCACGAAGGGUAACUCCUCCAAGGGCAGCGUCGCUUGCAAGCCGCUUUAUAAAGGUGGCUCGUCCAUCCCCACGCCGUCGUUGCCCACCAGCUGAUGCCGCCGGGGCGAAGGGGCAAAAAUGAGGGAAGCCGCCUUCUCGUGCUCCUGGGCCGUGGCCGUCUUCCUGGUGCUUACAGCCGCUCAGCCCUUCGACAACAAGCAGCUGCAGAGACCGAGGUCUUUUAAAUGUGGUGGUACUCUUACUGCAGCCUCAGGAUUUAUUGGGAGUGAAGGAUUCCCAGGAGUGUACCCUCCAAAUAGCAAAUGUACUUGGAAGAUCACGGUUCCUGAAGGGAAAGUGGUUGUUCUGUCCUUUAGGUUCCUAGACUUGGAAAAUGACAACCUAUGCCGGUACGAUUUUGUGGAUGUAUACAGCGGGCAUGCCAACGGACAGCGUCUCGGCAGGUUCUGUGGCACUGUGAGACCUGGUGCUCUUGUGGCAAACAGUAAUAAAAUGUUGGUGCAAAUGGUUUCAGAUGCAAAUACAGCUGGAAAUGGCUUUGUUGCAAAGUUUUCUUCAGCAGAACCGCAUGAAAGAGGAGACCAGUACUGUGGUGGACGACUGGAUAAGCCUUCUGGGUCCUUUAAAACCCCUAAUUGGCCUGAUCGAGAUUAUCCAGCAGGAGUAACCUGUGCGUGGCACAUUGUGGCUCCAAAGAAUCAGUUAAUAGAGUUAAAGUUUGAAAAAUUUGAUGUGGAGAGAGAUAACUACUGCAGAUAUGACUAUGUAGCCGUGUUUAAUGGAGGUGAGAUUAAUGAUGCUAGAAGAAUUGGAAAAUACUGUGGAGACAGUCCACCAGCGCCUAUUAUAUCAGAGAGAAAUGAGUUGCUUGUUCAGUUUUUGUCCGAUUUAAGUUUAACUGCUGAUGGCUUCAUUGGACACUACAAAUUCAGACCCAAGAAAUUACCAACAACCCCAUCAUCAACAACUACAACACUCCCCGCCACCACAACUUUGAAGCCUACAGUUGCCCUGUGCCAGCAAAAAUGCAGGAGGAGUGGAACUCUUGAGAGCAAUUACUGUUCAAGUAACUUCGUAAUAACUGGAUCUGUUAUCACAACCAACACCAGAGGUGGAAGCUUGCAUGCAACAAUAGCAAUCAUUAAUGUAUACAAAGAAGGAAAUUUAGCAAUCCAGCAAGCAGGCAAAAAUAUGAGUGCCAAGAUCAUAGUUGUCUGUAAACAGUGUCCUCUUAUCAGAAGAGGUCUAAAUUAUGUCAUCAUGGGCCAGGUAGAAGAAGAUGGCAGAGGUAAAAUCCUGCCCAGUAGCUUUACAAUGAGUUUCAAGACUAAGAACCAAAAGAUCCUGAAUGCCUUGAAAAAUAAACAGUGUUGAAAGGUACAUUUCUGCAACUUUUCCUGUCAUAUAUCCUCCAGAGUAUCUACUUUAAAAAAAAAUGGAAUGGAAGAAACUGACUUUUUGAAAGUUGAUGUACAAGCUGGAAUUUUUCAGCUAUGCAGUUCUCAUUGACACAUGCUGUGUAUUUUAUUUUUAAAAAAUGUAUUUUUAACACUAUUUUUUUAUUUCAAAACUUUUUUCAGCUGUGCCAGCCAACCAGAAAUGUAUCAGAUUUCCAUUACACCAAGCUCUUAAUUUAUAUUUCUCAGAAGAAUUUUUAAAAACUGAUAUGGUGAUACAAGUGCAAUAUUUAUAUUAGUUCAACUAUGUUUCAGUAGACAGUUAUAUAUGCUUAAUAAAAAGCUUUUGAAAGAACUAUGCUAUAAGUACUUUAAACAGCGAGAAUAAGGUAUUUUUAAAAAACAGAAAUAUC